AUGGACCCCAAGAAUGAUGCUCCUGCCCAUGGAGCCGUAGUCGAUAUCGGUGGUAGCAACAUGUAUGAUGGUGUUGGCAAGCGAUUGCAAGAGGCCCUCACGGCCCCGUACUCUCCAACCUCCAAGCCCACGCUGCCUGACGAAUUACUGUACGACGAUGUCGGAUUGCCGAUCUGGAAUCAGAUCAUCUUCACCCCUGAGUUUUAUCAGACUCAUGACGAGAUUGCCUUGUUUGAUAAGCAUGGCGCCGACGUUGCUGCGCGAUGCCCAGCUGGUGUCACAAUUAUCGAUCUAGGAGCUGGGUUAGUUCAUCCUCUAUUGCCCCGCACUCUGCCCACCCUCAAUGAGUGGUGGCUUGACACUCGCAAGGUUGGCCACCUUCUCGCUGCCUUUGAAAAGGGCAAAGUUCCCGCCAAGUACCUCGCAUUGGACAUCUCCAGAUCGUCGCUGAACCACAAUGUCAAAUACCUCGUGGAGCAGCGCCCGAGCCCUGAAUCUUCAGUGACCUGUGCUGGUAUCUGGGGUACCUUUGGCGAUGGCAUGAGCUAUAUCCAAAAGAUCUCGACACCCCGUCUCUUCCUCUCGCUAGGUUCGGUUCUCUGCAACGAUCCUUGGCCUGAAGCACUCGCUCACCUGAAGUUCUGGGCCGAUGCCCUGCGACCUGACGACUUGCUUCUGAUUGGAAUGGACGGUCACACCCUUCCCGGUAACAAGGAGAAGAUCUGGAACGCCUACCACUCUUGCGACGACCUCUACCACAAGUUCUUCUUGAAUGGCUUCAAGCAUGCCAAUCGCCUGGCAGGUGAGGAAUGGUUUCGGGAGGAGGACUGGGAACUCCUCGCGCAAUUGGAGGACGAGCCCACUACUCGUCAUCGGUUCUUUUUCCGGGCCAAGAAUGAUGUGAAGCUUAAGAAGAUGAGCCGCACCAUCCAGAAAGGCGAGGAGUUCGACUGGUUCGAUUCUCACAAGUACGGCGAAGAUAACGUCCGCCUCAUGUGCUAUAAGGCGGGGCUGAGCGUAAUCGAUGUCUGGCAGGCCCCAGGAUCGGAGUUCCGACAAUAUCUCGUUCGCCGUAAAGACAGCAAGGACCAGCGAGACGACGCCGACAGUGCCGUUUCGGGAGUCAGUUAUUAA
This is a messenger RNA of Fusarium redolens, 1134 nucleotides long. Its product is annotated as histidine-specific methyltransferase. The transcript has 3 exons. NCBI's taxonomy places the organism in Eukaryota, Fungi, Ascomycota, Sordariomycetes, Hypocreales, Nectriaceae. The coding region runs from base 1 to 1134 and encodes 377 amino acids. The record is from RefSeq and is a predicted model, not a curated record. Gene Ontology annotation, molecular function: methyltransferase activity.